Caenorhabditis angaria is the source of this 4778-nucleotide messenger RNA. The record is from the annotation of a GenBank genome assembly. NCBI's taxonomy places the organism in Eukaryota, Metazoa, Nematoda, Chromadorea, Rhabditida, Rhabditidae.
AUGGAAAAUGAGCAAAUUUCGAAGUUCGAAUAUGCACAUCUCGAAAAAUGCAUGAUUGAACUUGAAAGGCAAGCUGAUGAACUGCAAGAGAAUCGACGAAGGUUCGAAAAAAACUCCUGAUUUUAGUUAAUCAAUUGAUUUUGCAGACUUCAAGAAGAACUAGUAGUAGAGAGAAUAUUAAACGAACUACGUAUUGAAGUUGAACUUUUGGAGGGGUUUUAUGAAAAACAAUCGGAAUUGGAUGGAUCUGGGGAAUGUGAUGGUAGUGGUGAAUAUGAUCCGACGCCUAUUCAAAACCAAACUAGAAUUAGUCGAGAAAUCAAAGAUGCGCAACAAAGUGCAUGCAGUUUUUUUGAAGUGAGACAUGUGAGUUUUUUGGUAUUAGCACUGAAGGUUUGCUUCAAACUCUGAAAGUAUAAUCGGCCCGAGUUUUUUCAAAAAAAAAAUCGGUCCGAGUUUUUUCAAAAAAAAAAAAGUCGGCUCGAGUUUUUUCAAAAAAAAAUCGGCUCGAGUUUUUUCAAAAAAAAAAUCGGUCCGAGUUUUUUCAAAAAAAAAAGUCGGCUCGAGUUUUUUCAAAAAAAAAUCGGUCCGAGUUUUUCAAAAAAAAUCGGCUCGAGUUUUUUCAAAAAAAAUCGGUCCGAGUUUUUUCAAAAAAAAAAGUCGGCUCGAGUUUUUUCAAAAAAAUCGGUCCGAGUUUUUUCAAAAAAAAGUCGGCUCGAGUUUUUUCAAAAAAAAGUCGGCUCGAGUUUUUUCAAAAAAAAGUCGGCUCGAGUUUUUUCAAAAAAAAAAUCGGUCCGAGUUUUUUCAAAAAAAAAAUCGGUCCGAGUUUUUUCAAAAAAAAAAAGUCGGCUCGAGUUUUUUCAAAAAAUCGGUCCGAGUUUUUUCAAAAAAAAGUCGGCUCGAGUUUUUUCAAAAAAAAGUCGGCUCGAGUUUUUUCAAAAAAAAAUCGGCUCGAGUUUUUUCAAAAAAAAAAAUCGGCCCGAGUUUUUUCAAAAAAAAAAAAUCGGCUCGAGUUUUUUCAAGCAUACCUACUAUUUUAAAAAUGAAAAUCAGGAUUUCAAGUAGAAAAAUGUUUCUAGUUUGAUUUAAAAAAAACAAUUUUUAAUUGAUCUGAAAUUAUUUGCACGUGAACCGUGAAGUUUUAAUUUCUAAAAAAAAAUCAAAUUCCGAUAUUUUUGCAGGGACAUCGACAUGCACAAAGAGAAACACGAAGUCAUUCACCACAAACUGAUCCUGAAGCUGAUAUUGAUUGGUUAGAUGAUAUGACGUCACACAAAAAACAAUCUUCGUAUCCACAAAAAUCUAAAAGUCCAACACCGGGAUUUUCCAGAUGUGGUUUAGAUGAUGAAUUGGGUUUUGAUCCGUUUGUUGAAUCGGCAAAAGGAUUGGCAGAUUUAUUGCGAGAGGAGAGUGAGGAUUAUCCGAGUUCGGUGUUUGGCGGAAGAUUGUUCGGUGCAUCGAGUGGGUUGAGUUAUCAACAACAACAGUAGCAGAAUCAACAGAAUUCAUUGUCACAGUGAGUUUUUCAUUGUUUGAUUAUCAAUUUUUUAAAUUCUCGAAAUCAUCUGAAAAAUCUAGAGCCGAAAUUACGAUUUUUUCCACACAAGCCAGUUUUCAGACAAAUAAUAAAUUAAAGAUAUUUUUCAAUUAUUUUUUCGAAAUUUAUAUGUUUUCUGACUGAACUUUUCAAUAAUAUUGAAAUUUUUUAUUUAUGGGGGAUAUUUUUACAAGUAAAAAUUAUAAAUAAAAAAUUACAAUUCAAAUCUCUUGGCAGAAAAAAAAACAAAAAAAAAUACUUUAAAAAAAAAACUUUCUGAACUAUGAUACUGUGAAAUCUAGAACUCAUGUUCCAAAUUUUCUAGAUUGUUCAACCAACAACAUCAACAAGCUGUAGCCGCGUCCGCUGCUGUUUCUCAACAAGAAUAACAACACGCGCAUCAACAGCAGCAACAAUUGGCUGCAUCCUCAUCACUUCGGUCAUCAUCUCCAGCACAUUCUCCCCUUCAGAACUUUUAAAUCCCCUUCAGAACUUUUGGAAAUCCACAGUAGUUCAUUUUGGUAAAAGUAAUUCAAAAACUAAAUAUUUUGCAAAUAAAAUUGAAAUACCUAGUAAGGAAUUUGUUCGUGACUGAGACCCGUUCAACCUAAAAUUACUGUUAAAACCAUAUUCUGAUCAAAAAACAAAUUUUCAAGCAUUUUUUCUUUUCAAGCAACCAUACUCAGAAGCUGAAACUGCAUGGCUAAAUUUUUUCACAAUCCAAUUUUUAGAGCUAAAUGUUGAAAAAAAUAUAAUCUGCAAGUUACUUCAAGAAAUGAAAAAUACGGCGGGGAAAUGGUCAGGAAAACGUUUUCAAGAAUCAAACCGUCAAAAAACGUUUUACCUAAAGAAAACUACGCGCCAAGCCGAGACAAUCCUGAAGGAGGAGCCGGCGUUGGCCGGCGGAGCCCUUCUGGUUUUGAUUGAAAUAAAAAAUUCACCUUGAUCCAAGAAAUUUUUUUUUUAAAAAUCAAUAAUUAUUCAUGAGACGUGACCCAAAUAUUUCACUUUUUUUCGAAAACUCGAAAAAUGUCACAUUUCUAAAAAGAUGGAUUUAGAAACAAGUCCAAUUUCAAAACCCAAAAAGAGAUUUGAUUUCAAAGAUUUCAAAAAAUCAAUAAUCACUGUUAUUAUAUUUCUAGCUAUCGUAUUUCUAUUAUACGCAAAAAAUCAAGGUUAUAUUAAAAAUGAUCAAGUUACGCCAAGUGUAAGACCACAUAUUCAUGAAGAACCAAAUACAAAUCCGGAGAUUCAAGAUGAAAUAAAAAUAGAACAAGAAAAAUCAAAAGAGGAAACUGUUUGUAGAACUAGAGAAUGUAUAAGACUUGGAGAUCUAAUGGUAAGAAUUACUUGUAAAUCAAAAAAAAUUCCGAAUUAUUUUCAGAAAUCUUUGAUGAACCCAAAAGUCGAUCCAUGCAAUGAUUUUUAUGAAUCAAUUUGUGGAAAUUAUCCAAGAAAUGGUGAGACAGAAAUAAUCGAACGAGAAAAAAAUGACUAUAACAAAUUGUUAAAAUUCAUGACAAGCUAUAAAGGCAAAACAAGGUCCGAGAAAAUUGCAAAGACAGUUUGGGAAAAAUGUAUGGAAGAUUCAGAAAGUCGUUUUCAACUUGAUAUGAGUUUUUGGUCUGAUUCCAAAAAUCAUAGCUUGACUGAUUAUUUGAUUGAGGCUGUGAAGGUUAAUCCAAUCAACACUGGAUUUUUGAAAAAUAAAAUUUACAUGCGCCGAAAUACAGCUAAAAACUCAAAAUAUCUUUAUCUUUCUAUAUCGCAAGAUCUUGAAAAAAAUUCAAGAAUGGGAAAAUAUUUCGAAAUUCUUUAUGCGCAAUCCAAAAUAUCGGAGAGAUCCAAAAUUAUGAAAUUGAGUGAUGCCAAAAAAAUAAUCAAGUUUAUUGAUCUUGAAAAAUAUGUGAAAGGUUUGUUACCUGAAGAAUAUCGUGGGCAGAAAAAUGAAGGGGAAUACGAAGUUGAAAUAAAUUCACUGAUUAUUCUUGAAAAAAUUGUUGGAAUGGUUGGAAUUGAUCAUGUAAAACAAGUUCUUCGAGACAAAUGGAAAUCAACAAUAAACAAAUAUUUGGUGAAUCCGGAAUUUGAAGAAUGUUUCAAGGAAAUGAACAAACUAUUUCCUGGAACUCUUGCCACAAUUUUUGUCAAAGAAUUUGUUGGCGAUAAAAACCUUGAAAAAGCUGAUCAAUUGUUCAAAGAUCUUCAAGAAGUAUUCACAGAAAUGAUUAAUGAAAAUACUUGGAUGGAUCAGAAAUUGAAAGAUGUUUUGAAACAAGAAGUAAUGGAGAUCAAAUCAUCGAUUGGAAUUCCAGAUGAACACAAAACUCAAGACAAAAUUGAUAAAAUGUAUUCGAAAAUUGGGGAAGAUUAUGAAAAGCAACAUUAUUUGACUUUGAUUCGAAAUAUUUUGAAAAUGAAUAGCGAAGGAACAUUUUUGAGAAUUUCAAGAAAAGAGGAAUUAUCAUAUCUUGGAUCAACAAUGAAAUUCAAUGUAAACUAUUUUCGACCAAAUCAUCGAACAUGUAAGUUAUCAUAACUAUGUGGGUUCUUCUCAUACAGUAGAAAAAUUUCAGCCAUCAGUCCCGUUCUUCUCAAAUUUCCAUACCUUGAUGAAUAUUUACCAGAAUGGAAUAACUUUGCAACUCUUGGUUAUCUUUUGGGACAUGAAAUUGGACAUUCUUUUGAUGCUGAAGAUUUUUACAAGAAUCCAAUGGGAACUGAUAUCAAAAUUUCAUCAAAAAUCAAGAAAAUAUUCCAAGAACGUAUUGAUUGUUUAAUUCAAAAAUAUAACAAAUAUCAAUUUACAGAUGGAAGUUUUGUGAGUUACAAUAACUUUUGUUUUUUUUAAAUAUUUCUUUUAGUCAAAUGGAACUCUAACUCAAAUCGAGGAUUCUGCAGAUAUGAUUGGAUUCAAUCUUGCUUAUCGUUUGUUCAAAAAAGCGAAUAAUAAUGAAAAAUUGCCAAGUCUUGAAAAAUAUAGUGUAGAACAACAAUAUUUUCACAGAUUGGGUUAUGUACGUUUUUCUCUAUCACAGUUUUUUUUUCAAAUGUUGAAAUUUAGAUUUGGUGCUCUGCGGAAAUGUCAAAAUCAAUUGAGUCUGCGAAAAAAGAUACGCAUAGUCUUGGAAAAUUUCGUAUCAAUGGAAUGAUGUCAAAUUCCAAAGAAUUUGCAAAAGCCUUCAAUUGCCCGAAAAAUAGUCCAAUGAAUCCAGAGAAGAAAUGCCCUUUGUAUAAAUGA